CUCAGUCCACGCUGCACUCUCCAUGUUGAAAGGGAGCAACUUCUCCUUCGGUAGGCUCCAACCGUCCCCCAGUACCCAGCUGUCUCCCCCAGCGCCCUGGUAUGACACUGGACUGGGAAGGAAGCUGUGAGAUUAAACGGGCGCUGUCCUGAUCGACAAAGAGUGAGACAAGCUGCUCCAACAAAGGCUUCUGGAUGCAGGGUCCCCUGUGGUUUAGGUGAAAGAGGACAAGCAAGGUGUCAGGAUGAAGGAGGAGAAUUUGUUCCAUCGGAGGCUUUCUCUGUGCCCCAGCGCCACUUCCCCACCUAAAAUUGACCCCCGCACCCUGACCCGGAACCUCUCUUAUGGAGGAGACAAUGACCUCUACAACCUCAGUCCAGGCAAAGAGACAGACAGGAACGGUCUCUCCAUGCUGAGUAAUGAACUUAGUCCUGCCCAAUCACCAGGCAGCAAGUCUGAGUCCAGGAUGUUUAAUGGUGUCGAGAAGGACUGCCCCUCCCCCACAGAGAAGCUCGCCCGAAAGGAGUCUCUCAAGCUGCAAAAGCAGAAUUACAGACAGGAGAAGAAACGGGCAGCUAAAGAACUGUCCAGUGCGCUGAAGGAUCCCAGUGUUGUUAUGAUGUCUAACUGGCUGAAGAUCCGUGGCUCUUUAAAAAGUUGGACCAAGCUGUGGUGCGCUCUAAGGCCUGGAGUACUGUUGAUCUAUAAGACCCCCAAAACAGAUCACUGGGUGGGCACCAUUCUGCUUAGUGCCUGCAAGCUGAUUGAGAGACCCUCGAAGAAGGACGGGUUCUGCUUCAAGCUCUACCACCCACUAGAGAAAUCCAUCUGGGCUGUCAAGGGUCCCAAAGGGGAGAACGUUGGUUCCAUCACGCAGCCUUUACCCAGCAACUACCUGAUCUUCAGAGCUGCAUCAGAGUCUGAUGGCCGGUGCUGGAUGGAUGCCCUGGAGCUGGCUCUAAGCUGCUCCAGUCUCUACAAGCUGACAGCCAAAACUGGGAAAGAGGGAGAUAUCAGCAUGUCUUCAGAGUCCUCGCAUAUACUCCACCUGCUACAGUCUUCUCCACUCACUGACACAGAGCUGCUACAGUUGAAUGACGCAGCCCUGCUUGGCAAUCACCACAUGGAGCAUGACGGCUUCUCAGACAAAUCUGAGCGCGAGACUCAUGAUGAAUGGGACACUACAGUAAAUGAAAAUGGUGGAAGGCUGACAGAGGAGAGUGACAUGGAACAGUCAGACGAUUUAUCCCCCGGGCCACAAGCUACAGCCUAUGUGGAGCAGAGCACAGAGGAGAUGGCUGAGGCUGGAGAGGCAUCCCAGGUGGAGACUGUGUCAGAGGAAAACAAGGGUCUCAUCUGGAGCCUGCUGAAGCAGCUGCGGCCGGGCAUGGACCUGUCAAAGGUGGUGCUGCCGACCUUCAUCCUGGAGCCACGAUCCUUCUUGGACAAGCUAUCCGACUACUAUUACCACGCUGAUCUGCUCUCACAAGCUGCACUAGAGGAAAGUGCAUAUGGUCGAAUCAAGCAGGUCCUGAGAUGGUAUUUGUCUGGCUUCUACAAGAAGCCCAAGGGUCUGAAAAAACCUUACAACCCAAUCUUGGGGGAGACAUUUCGCUGCUGCUGGCUUCAUCCUCAAACUGACAGCUGCACUUUCUACAUAGCUGAGCAGGUGUCCCACCACCCGCCCAUCUCUGCCUUUUAUAUCUGCAAUAGAAAGGAUGGCUUUUCUAUCAGUGGAAGCAUCCUGGCCAAGUCCAAGUUCUAUGGUAAUUCUCUGUCAGCUGUUCUGGAGGGCAGAGCUAGACUACUGUUCCUGAGCAGGGAAGAGGAGUAUGUCAUCACCAUGCCCUACGCUCACUGCAAAGGUAUUUUGUAUGGCACUAUGACACUAGAGCUGGGAGGAAAAGUUUCCAUCAAGUGUGAGAAAACAAAAUGUUUUGCAGAGCUUGAGUUCAAACUGAAGCCUUUCCUCGGAGGUGCGGGCUCCGUAAACCAGAUAAGUGGGAAGAUCUUUGUGGGAGAGGAGGUGCUGGCCACCGUAGAUGGACACUGGGACAGCGAGGUGUUCAUUCAUGAGAAGCGCUCUGGUCAGCAGGAGACUUUGUGGAACCCAAGUACAGACAUCCGGAGCAGACGUCUCAAGAGACAAGUGGUCCAGUUAGACCAGCAGGGAGAGUUUGAGUCUGAAAGACUGUGGCAGCAUGUGACCAGGGCCAUCCUGGAUCGGGACCAACUGCAGGCCACCCAAGAGAAGUUUGUUCUAGAGGAGGCUCAGCGGAGAGAGGCCAAAGAGAGGGGAGACAAACCCUGGAUCCCAAGACUUUUCCAGCAGGACCCUGACACCUCUGACUGGACCUACAGGCACAUGGACUCUCAGCCGUGGGACCCUGAACACUGUCUCGUCCAGUUUGAGAAGGACAGUGUGAUUCAGACACACGAGAGAAGCCAGAGACAACAGAAUGGGCUUUCCUACAGUCACAGCUGGGCCAGUCAACACAAGGUGGGGGUGAAUGGGAAGCACAGGAAGGCCAGCAGCCAGCCGUCCAGCUGCAGCCAGAACACUGAAAGCAGCAGCACCACGCCAGAACCCACACACGAGUCCUCGGACAAUGAAGGCUUUUCAAACCAGUGUUCCCGUUGCUGUAAGGAGAUGAAGGACAUCACCCUGAUCGAGGCUUCUAUCACGUCCAUACAGAAGACACAGCAAGACAUUCAGAGGAACCUGGUGGCUCUGGGUCGUCAGCUGUCUCGUCAGAGGGCAACAGACGACAGCGUGUCGUUAACGGGUCGUCACUGUCUCAUCCUCUGCAUCCUGCUCCUCUCCCAGCUCCUCCUCAAUUACAUCUUCACCUGAGCCAGCUUCCCAGGCGGGGGGUUUCCCUCCAGCACUGAUCUGCCAGUUAAAGCCUCUAAAAAGCACAGACUUCAAUCAGCAGAGAGGAAAGGAGACCUCAGAUCAGUAUUUGGAGGGUGGCUUUGUCCCCUGGUGUUCUCUUUAAGGGGACGAGCAACGACUUUAUAGCAAUAAACACAGCCACAGCCACCGUCUGUUAGUCAUCUACAGAGAGGAAUAGCACCCCCUAGUGUAGCCAGACUGAAACAGCACCGGCACCCACGCACUUUGGACAGGAGAGGAGACAAACGGGCACGGCUGAAAAGAUGUACGAUGAAGAUGUAGAAUGAUUUUGCUAAGAGAAAUGACAGAGAGGAUGUUUCACCAUUCCCUAGUGUCUUUCUUUUUUAUAUCGCCCUGCAAUACUGUUCAUCUGUGAGUGUGCUUGUAUGUGUGUUGUUUGUAUUUACGGUAGGCCUUAUGGGCGCACGCAGAUCAUGACUUGGACUUCUCCUGCUCCCCUUCCACUCCUGAUUUUGGGCCUUAAUGCUGAAGCCAAAAAAAAAAUAAAAGAAAAAAAGAAGGAGAAAAAUACAAGAUAUACAAAUGAAGAGCUCUUCAAACAGUGCAAUUGUGUGUUUUGUAUCGAUAUAUGCUCAAAUACACUCUGUGUCGUCUUUUAAUGAUGAUCAUUUUACCAAAACAGUAUUUAUUAUCCGAAAGGACAAAGAGUACUUGUUUACAGGGAGCGCUGCAUGUGUUUGCCACACAUCGGAAGGAAUGAGGCAGGGCGGAGAGCCAAACAGAGUGUCUUUGUAUUUGUGUGCCUGUAGUGCUGUAAUUGAAGGGAUAAUAGAAUAGCAUUGCUUUGGUCCAGACCACGACACUAGUGUGUGCAAUCAGUCACAUUAAGAAGCAUGCAUAUGAAGGGACCGAGGGAAGGAGACGAAAACAUGAGCCCAAGGGAAGAGAUUUAUUUGUGCAUCUUGGUCUACACUUUGUUCAAGUGACUGUCUUAGCUGUAAACACUUAGUAAAAAAGUUUUUUCUGCAAAUCAAUUUGUAUAUAUUUGUCUUAACAAGAGAUUUCAGAAUGUAUUUAUUAUGCGAUUCACCUCAACCUUCCUGAUUGAAGUCAACACUGAGAACACAGGACUUUUGCUCUUUUAGGGUUUGUGUUGGUUCGUUGUGUGUGUGUGUGUGUCUGCGUCUGCGUGUGUGUUUCUGUGGAGCACAUGUAUGUGAAAAAGCCAUUUGAUUGUGCUAAAAACGACCAGAUCUGUCAUUGUGAUUUUACUGGUUUUUAGCCCCUGAAUUAAAGCCUGGUUGUCAGCACUGAUCCAGCCAACAGGAGAGAAUCGGAGAGCAGCACAAGGACAACAGAGCUAUGGUUUUGUUUUUUACACCUCAGUUUCUUUCUUCUUUUCAUUGUUAUCCUGUUUUCUACUUUACUGCCAUGUUGUGGGAAUUCUACAUGCCAGAUAUUUUUGUCAUUUGGAACAAAAGACAACAUGAUGCCUGAUGUUUUCAUUCAUACCUGUUGCAUACUGUAGCACUACAGUAAAACAUUUUAACCCUG
Molecule: messenger RNA, 4411 nt
Organism: Melanotaenia boesemani (Boeseman's rainbowfish)
Lineage: Eukaryota; Metazoa; Chordata; Actinopteri; Atheriniformes; Melanotaeniidae
Gene: osbpl5
Product: oxysterol binding protein-like 5
Exons: 23
Coding region: 245-2854 (869 amino acids)
Biological process (GO): phospholipid transport
Cellular component (GO): intracellular membrane-bounded organelle; membrane; cytosol
Molecular function (GO): sterol binding
Source: RefSeq, a predicted model, not a curated record